AUGGCUACAAUUUCUAUACGAGCCGUCUUCGACCCUACGUGCCCUUGGUGCUAUGUUGGCUCUGUUCGCCUUAUGCGCGCAAUAGAUGCCUAUCGGAGGGCCAUUAGCUCCAGCGACAAGAUUAAUAUAGUAUGGCACUCUUAUCAAAUCGAACCAGAAGCAGUCACUCAGCCUCUCAUGGAAAAGAUGGCAUCAAAAUUUGGCCGAGAACAGCUACCGCGAAUGCAAGAGCAACUGGUAGCGAUGGGCAAAAGAGAUAGUAUCAAACUCUCUUUCAAGUCGACAGUUGGAAAUACGCGAGAUGCUCAUAGGCUCGUUCAAUUCACCAAAUCGAAACAAGGCACUGAGACGGAGCAGCUGUCAACAAGACUUGUCAUGGAGAUUAUGAAGUUAUAUUUUGAAGAAGGUGGAGACAUCACAAGUUUUAAGGAUCUGGGUCUCGCAGCAGAACGGGCUGGCAUUGAUCGAGACGAGGCAAUUGCAUGGCUUGUAAAUGGCGGAGGUGCGGGUGAAGUUCGGCGCGAGGUGGAAGAGGCACAAAGAAUGGGAGUCAGGGGAGUGCCGUGGUAUGAGUUCAAUGGGAGCCGUGUCUUAAAUGGUGCAGCUGAGGAGAGCGUAUUUCUCCAGCGACUCAUUCAGGCCAGCGACGACGCGCCUACAAGCUCUAACUGA
Fusarium subglutinans is the source of this 672-nucleotide messenger RNA. RefSeq names its product dithiol-disulfide isomerase. The transcript has a single exon. NCBI's taxonomy places the organism in Eukaryota, Fungi, Ascomycota, Sordariomycetes, Hypocreales, Nectriaceae. Bases 1 to 672 code for a protein of 223 amino acids. The record is from RefSeq and is a predicted model, not a curated record. Gene Ontology annotation, molecular function: oxidoreductase activity.